UUUCGCCGUUUGGCGUUUUUAUACUCAACUCCUUAGUCCUCGGUCGUAUUUUUCUGGAAAACCCUAUUUUGACCAUGUCCCUCCCCAAAUGCAUCUACACCCUCCGCCUUUCCCACCACUUCUCCACCGCCACGAAAACCGCCUCCGCCGUAAGGUUUCCCAAACUCUCCAAUGUCCCCACCAGAUACAAGUCGGAAACCAUCAAGCAAGCCCAGCAGGCCCUCACCGACUACCUCCACGCAACCAGAUCCUUGUCCUUCCCCUCCGCCGAGCACAUCAGCAAGAACUGCCUCUUUUCCCUCACCAAUCUCAUAAAAAAGAUCGAGUUUUCGGUCCCGAAAUUCUCGAACCGCUUCAAGAGGCUCCUCAGGUACCACCCCAUCAAUGAAUUUGAGUUUUUCUUUGAAAGCAUUGGCAUAGAUUACAAUCAAGUUUGUGACUUUUUACCUCCCAACAAGUACUUUUUCUCUGAGGAUGGGACCCUUUUGAAUGUUGCUACUGAACUUUCUAGAUUUGGGUUUCCUUGGAAUAUGUUAGGGAAGUUGUACGAGGAGGAGAUUUCCAUUUUUAGUGAGAGUUCCGAGGUGUUGAAGGCUAGGCUUAGUAGGUUGAAGGAAUGUGGGUUUAGUAAUCAUUCAGUUGUGGGAAUGUGCUUGGCUUUUCCUUAUUUGCUGGCGGUGGAGGGUGAGCCGGGUGGUGAUAUGGCAUUGUUUGAUGAUUUCAAAAGGGUUCUUGUGGAGUUUGAUAUGGAGUACUGUGUUGAAGGAAAUGUGGAUGCUUGGUAUGAUGUUUGUAAGAAAGUUAGGGUGUUUUGCGAUUUGGGUUGCGAGAAAGGGAAGAUAGGGGAACUGAUGGGGAGGAAGAAAGAUGUUUUUCUUACAUGUCCAGCAGAGGUUUUGUGCCAGAAAUCUAAGUACUUUUGUAGAUUUGGUGUUAGGAAGGAAGAUGUAGGUUUGUUCCUUCUUCAGAGUCCUGAGGUUUUAAAUUUUGAUCUGGAAACACCAAAUAUAUCAGCAUUGGGAUUGUUGGAAUUUUUCGGAUUGAACGUGAAAGAAAUAGAGGCUGUGAUUGAAAAAUACCCUCAUGUGAUGGGAAAAAAUAAAAUGGCUAAUUUACCACAUGUAAUAAGGGCUCUGGAUCUUCAUGAAUGGUUCUUCGUUAAGAUUAAGAAUGAACCUCAAUUGUUAGAAAAUUAUGUAAUAAGUGAUCUUGAUGAAGACAUUGCGAGAGAAUUUGGUGAAGGAUUGGAGAGGAUUCAAUCUACGACAACUCCCAUUCAUACAAUGAGAAAAUUGGACUUCAUGCAUAGCAUUGGGUUUGGAGAGAACCCCUUGACCCUAAAGGUCUUAGCCCACUUGCAUGGCAGAAGCGGUGAGUUGCAAAAGCGGUUUGAUAGCCUUUUUUCUACGGGCAUUGAUUUCUCAAGUCUUUGUCUGAUGAUAAGCACGACACCAAAGAUCCUGAAUCAGAAUCCAGAAUCUUUGGAAGAGAAAGUUAACUUUCUUUGUGAGGAAAUGAAAUCCUCUUUGGAGUACCUCAAUAUUUUUCCUGCAUUUUUGUGUUUCAACUUAGAAAACCGGAUCAAGCCCAGAUAUAGAUUUUAUGUGUGGCUUAAAGAGAAGGGUUUGCAUUCUGAAAGCUACUCUAUUGCCACCAUGAUUGCUACUAGUGAAAAGCAAUUUGUAGCACGGGCUUUUGGAAUUCACCCAGCUGCUCCAAAGCAUUGGUUUGAGCGUUUCUCAUACAGAAGAUCUUUUAAAACUUGUGCGGGGACAUCUAUAACAUAGACUACAUCUUGUACAAAUGAAUUAUGUAUGGUAUGAUUCUUACCUGUGGAUUUGGAAUUCCAACACCGUAAUGAUAAAAUUAGGAAUUUCUCAAGGUUUAUUUUAACCCUCUGUCAUUGACCCUUUGUGUGAGAUUUGUAGAUUUUUCAUUUUCAUCAGAUUUUCAAGUGACGAUGACUUAAAUAGUUUCUGCUUCUCAGCCACUGUGUUGGUGGUUGAUCUUUUCUCUAUCGUAAUCCUUCAGUAACAAUCUUAACGUAGAGGAGCCAGAGAAGUGAUACUGACUCAUUAUUGAAAAGGGCUGCAGUUGUUGAGGUCAGCCUUCAGCGGGAGCAGUUCAAGCGAAUCCCAGAAGUAGAAAGAAGCUCCCUAUGGCUUCGUAAUCAAUGGUCUUUUGUAACUUUAAAAUGCUGGUGGUUGCUUCUUAAAGUGCAGUUCCCAUUGACAGAAGCUCGAAACUGGUCUGCUUUCAUCGUCAAAAGAGGUUCCAAACAGCUCUUUAAGUCGAUCUCUAGUCUAAAAUUGACAAGGAAGUUGGAAGGUUUCUGAGGAGGCUGCAAGGAAGGUGUUUAACAUACGAACACAAGCCUGCAUAAACAGACAUGAGUAAGAGGGCUGCAGUUGUUGAUGUCAGCCUUCAGCGGGAGCAGUUCAAGCCAAUCCCAGAAGUAGAAAGAAGCUCCCUAUGACUUCUUAAUCAAUGGUCUUUUGUACCUUUAAAAUGCUGGUGGUUGCUUCUUAAAGUGCAGUUCCCAUUGACAGAAGCUCGAAACUGGUCUGCUUUCGUCGUCAAAAGAGGUUCCAAACAGCUCUUUAAGUCGAUCUCAAGUCUAAAAUUGACAAGGAAGUUGGAAGGUUUCUGAGGAGGCUGCAAGGAAGGUGUUUAACAUACGAACACAAGCCUGCAUAAACAGACAUGAGUAGUAGGCUAUGAUUUAUCCGGCUGAUGUGCUUGGGUAAAUUAUGUUUCAUGAAUUUGACUAUGAUUCUCGAGGCAUUCAUGUUGAAGCAUUUAGGAUACUUGAGUAAAGAAAUGCACACAAACGUGAAGUUUGAAUAUUCAAAGUUGAGUAUAUGAAAGUGGCUACAAGAGUGUUCACUCAUGCA
Molecule: messenger RNA, 2894 nt
Organism: Pyrus x bretschneideri (Chinese white pear)
Lineage: Eukaryota; Viridiplantae; Streptophyta; Magnoliopsida; Rosales; Rosaceae
Product: transcription termination factor MTEF18, mitochondrial
Exons: 2
Coding region: 75-1787 (570 amino acids)
Biological process (GO): regulation of DNA-templated transcription; chloroplast organization
Cellular component (GO): chloroplast
Molecular function (GO): double-stranded DNA binding
Source: RefSeq, a predicted model, not a curated record